Apis laboriosa (Himalayan honeybee) is the source of this 1505-nucleotide messenger RNA. RefSeq names its product lipase 1-like. Gene Ontology annotation, molecular function: hydrolase activity, acting on ester bonds. The record is from RefSeq and is a predicted model, not a curated record. Bases 213 to 1427 code for a protein of 404 amino acids. NCBI's taxonomy places the organism in Eukaryota, Metazoa, Arthropoda, Insecta, Hymenoptera, Apidae. The transcript is spliced from 8 exons.
UAUAAAAGUAUUAAAUUUACAUACAUUAAAAUAUUCAAGAUAUAAAGAAUAAAAUUAUAAUUAAACAUAAAUAUUUUUUAAUACUGAAUUUUUAAUAUUGAAAUGGAAUGUGAGAUCUUUACAUAAAUCACAGUUUUAACUAUGACUAAUGUACAACGUUCAAAACUUAUUCGUAGUGACAAAAGUUGAACAGAAAACGUUCAGAAAACAGAAUGAAGAGACAAAUUGUAAUAUUUUUAUCGCUAUUUAUUUUUCAUUCCGUGAUUUCAUUCAGCUUUAACUUUGAAUUAUUCAAUCAUUAUAAAAAAAGUGAAAAUGAAGAUUUGUAUGAAAACCUCGACAUUUUGCAAAUAAUAAGAAAAGAGGGUUAUCCGGCUGAAGCACAUGUAGUUUUAACAGAAGAUGGUUAUAUUUUAACAAUGCACCGAAUUGUAGGGAAAUCUGGAUCUCCUACAAUUUUUUUACAACACGGCGUGUUAGGUUGCUCUAUGGAUUGGAUUGUACUUGGCAAAAAAAAUUCUCUUGCUUAUUCAUUAGCUGAUAAUGGUUACGAUGUAUGGCUUGGAAAUUUUCGUGGCAAUACUUAUUCAAAAGCGCAUAUUUCUUUAUCACCAGAAAAUUUAACGUUUUGGGAUUUCAGUUGGCAUGAAUCAGGUAUUUAUGAUCUACCGGCAAUGAUCACUUACAUUGUAAAAUUGAAAGAAAAUUCUUUAAGAGCGUACAUUGGAUUUUCAAUGGGUACGACAUGUUUCUAUGUGAUGGCCAGUGAACGACCGCAAAUAACAAAAUUAAUACAAUCAAUGUAUAGCCUUGCUCCAGUAGCUUUUUUGAAACAUAUACGAACUCCUUUACGAUAUUUAGCUCCGUUUGCAUCUGAUUUUAAGAAAAUAAUGUAUCUAUUUGGAGAUGGAGCAUUUUUACCAAAUAGUUUUAUUACAAGAUUUUUAGCAAAAUAUUUGUGUGAUAUGAAUUUUCGGGAGGAAAAGAUAUGUAGUAAUAUACUGUUUAUUCUUGUUGGAUUUGACGAAAAUCAAUUUAAUUACACACUGGUACCUAAAAUUUUGAAUUAUCAACCAGCUGGCACAUCUUCUAAGACUAUGGUUCAUUUUGUUCAAGAAAUAAAAUCUGGAAAUUUCCAACAAUAUAACUAUGGUAUAGAAAAAAAUUUAUUAAUUUAUAAUAGUCCUGAACCACCUAGAUAUAAUUUAUCAAAGAUAACAAUACCAAUCGUAUUGUUUUACGGUAAUAAUGAUUGGUUGUCUAGUCCUCAGGAUGUUAUAAAGUUAACCAAUGAAUUACCAAAGAAACCAAUUAUCUAUAAAGUGUCAUAUGCGAAGUUCAAUCAUAUAGAUUUUCUAUGGGCUAUGGAUGCUCCUAAACUAGUUUAUAAAAAAGUGCUUAAGAUGUUGAAAGAAUAUUAUAAAUAAUAUAGUAGAUUUAAAUAAUAUUUACUAUUAUUAUAUAUUUAGAAAAGUUUAUAUAAAAUAUACAACCAUAACAUAAAU